CCGGAAAAAAAAAUAAAACAUCCCGUAGAGCUCUCCGUUAUCCGUAUGUUUUCGACAGCCGCCAGAACACUGCACGUCAGGCAUUUGCGAGGCCCCGUCGCGAACAGAGCAGCAGCACUCGCCGGAGCCGCAGGAGCCGCGGCACUCUUUCACAACACCAGCACCAGCAGCUUCAGGUCGACGGCAGCGAUGGCGGAGGCCACAGAUUCUUCCAAGACGGCUUUCAGCCCCAAGGAGUUCCGGGACUUUCCCCUGCGGGAAAUCGAGGACAUGACGCACAACGUGAGGCGGUUCCGCAUCGGCCUGCCCUCGGAGGAGCACGUGAUGGGCAUGAAGACGGCCUCGUGCAUCGUGGUCAAGGGGAAGGGCAAGGACGGGAGCGUGGCCGUACGGCCGUACACGCCGACCACUACCAACGACACCAAGGGCCAUUUCGACUUGGUGAUCAAGGUGUACCCCGAAGGCAACGUGUCCAGUCACCUGUUCAGCCUCAAGGUCGGCGACACCGUUGCGGUGAAGGGACCGUUCCCCAAGUUCGACUACUCGCCAAACGUUAAGAAGGAGAUCGGGAUGAUCGCAGGCGGGACUGGCAUCACACCGAUGCUGCAGGUGCUGCAGGAGCUGCUGCUGAACCCUGAGGACAAGACGAAGGUGACCCUCCUCUUCGCCAACGUUACCGCCGCCGACAUCAUGCUCAAGGCGGAGAUCGACAAGCUUGCCGCGGAGCACGACAACUUCGACGUCGUCUACGUCGUGGACAAGGCAGAGGAGGGGUGGACGGGGGCGACGGGACACGUCAACGCCUCCCUGAUCGAGACCCAUCUACCCAAGCCCUCCGGAGACUCGGUCAUCUUCGUGUGCGGACCACCGGGCAUGAUGAACGCCAUUUCCGGGCCAAAGAACGAAGACAAGAGCCAAGGUGAAAUCGGCGGGGUGCUCAAGGCGCUAGGCUACACCUCCGACAUGGUCUACAAGUUCUGAUCUUCAGGGCUUUUUACGUGUGUCACGGUCUCUUUGCAUAGACGUGUCUCAUGAGUCCCAAGGUCUUUCCUCCGACGACAUGGUCUGUGAUACGCUGUUUGGGGUUUAGGAUGUGGUUUGCCACAACCCAUCUGGGCGGCGCUGCCCUUUCUUCGCCGGCGCUGAAAACCCCGCCGCCGUAGCUAGCCUCGGCGUCCAAGUUUCCAAUUUUGAUCCGAUAUGCAAUUCUUUUGGCGUUGGGAUGUAUGUGUCCCGCGAGUAAUGAUACGUGCCAACGGCACUGCUUUAUUCGCGCCAUGUGUGCGGAUGCUUGGCGAUGCGAGUGCCGGCACGUGGUCGGAACGCUUGGGUAUUUGCGCCCGUGAUUUGCUGGGGGCCCUCAAGACCGGAACGAAAGCGCGUGCCGUGGGUACCCACCCUGCAAGCAAUCAUUCGUCCCCCCCGAUGCGAGAUGCAACUCCCUCGAAGAGUUGCUGUGGCAGAAACCGCAGCAUCAGCAUUGUCAGGGGCGGUUAAAGAAAAAGGCCGAGGACCGGCGGCGGUUAAUCUUGGAGGAACCCAACGCGGUCGACCCGCUCAAAGGAACAAAAUAAUUGGCGCUAUUUACUGCGACACAGCAACUAGCAUGAAGAACCAGAUUCACACGUUCAAGAAGAUCAACAGUAAAUAUCCCCAAAAAUUCGCCAACCACAACAUACAAGGUGUUGCCGAGAUCCUACGCGUAUAACAAUGAAGGAGAAGCCAAACCAUACCGAUCCACCAAGGCAGAUCAAAUCAUGUCUUGCCCCACGAUCAGCGCCUCGCACUUCCGCGGUGGUGUGUGCGCCAACGAGUCUCGCGCGAAGGCAACGCUGAGCGCGGCACCCCCGCCCACCCCGAACGCGGGAUACACGGUGCCCCGAAUUCUCAUCACGGCC
Molecule: messenger RNA, 1898 nt
Organism: Ectocarpus sp. CCAP 1310/34
Lineage: Eukaryota; Phaeophyceae; Ectocarpales; Ectocarpaceae
Source: the annotation of a GenBank genome assembly